Messenger RNA from Triticum dicoccoides, 941 nucleotides. Its product is annotated as gibberellin 2-beta-dioxygenase 3-like. Bases 108 to 941 code for a protein of 277 amino acids. The record is from RefSeq and is a predicted model, not a curated record. The transcript is spliced from 3 exons. Lineage: Eukaryota; Viridiplantae; Streptophyta; Magnoliopsida; Poales; Poaceae.
GCCUCCUCUGUUCGGUUCUGCUCUGCUUCACCUUCACUAGAUAGAAACCAGGUGCGUCCUUUAGCUAGCACAUACCGAGAACUGCUCUGUUAGAUCGGCAGUCGGCCAUGGUGGGGAUCCCACUGGUGAAAUGCGCUAAUGCGGCGGCGGGGGCGGUGCCGACUGUCGACCUGUCGGCGCCGGGCGCGGCGGCGGCCGUGGAGCAGGCAUGCCGCAGCGUGGGCUUCUUCAGGGCGAUCAAUCACGACGUGCCGAUCGCGCUCACAGACGCGCUGGAGGCCGGCGCCGCGGCCUUCUUCGCGCUGCCCCACAAGAGCAAGCUGGAGGCGUCGGCGAGCCCCUUGGGCUACGGCAGCAAGAGCAUCGGCCGCAACGGCGACGUGGGCUGGCUCGAGUACAUCCUUCUCUCCGUCGGGUCCGGCUCCGUCGCCGCCGCCUCCCUGCCGCCGUCGCUCCGGGCGGCGCUGGAGGAGUACACGGACGCGGUCAUCUCCCUUCUCCGGUCCAACCGCACCGGGGGCCUCCAGAUCAUGCUCCCGGACGGCCGCUGGGUCUCCGUGCCCCCCGACCCGGAUUCCCUAUUCGUCAACGUUGGCGACUCCCUGCAGGUGCUGACCAACGGGCGGUUCCAGAGCGUCAAGCACCGGGUGGUGCCGCCGGCGGAGGGGGAGCAGUCGCGGCUGUCGGUGAUCUACUUCGGUGGGCCGGCACCGACGCAGCGGAUCGCGCCGCUGCCGGAGCUGAUGCGGGAAGGGGAGCUGAGCCUCUACAGGGACUUCACCUGGGCCGAGUACAAGAAGGCCGCCUACAAGUCCCGCCUCAGCGACCACCGCCUCGGCCCCUUCGAGCUCUUCCCCGCCGCCGCCCAAGACUGCUGCAGCAACGCCGUCCAGCCGCCGGUGCCGGCGCGGGCGCCACCUCACGUGGCACGAGUGCACUAG